Prorocentrum cordatum is the source of this 1718-nucleotide messenger RNA. The record is from the annotation of a GenBank genome assembly. NCBI's taxonomy places the organism in Eukaryota, Dinophyceae, Prorocentrales, Prorocentraceae.
AUUCACCCAUGCCAACGGAGCCGACAAGAUAGAUUGACAACGCAACGAUGCCGCGCUUCACGCCCCAGCGAACGCGCGCUGCGACCAGACACCCAGGAACCAGCACCGCAUCCACGAGGAAAGGCGGCGCUGCCACGGCAACCGAAAUACGAGCCAGAACAGCGACCCCAGCAGAAGUCCGUGCCUCGGAAGCACCACACGGCUGGCGCCCACGUACCCUCGAAGCCGAAGUCCCCAACUUCCGUCUAGAAACUAGCGAGCUGAUCCUUGACAAGGAUGUGGUGCUCCUGGAGGGCAAUCACCAUGGCACCGUCAGGAACAGCUCCCAAGCACACAGCAUCGGAGCCUCAAGACGCCGCAUCCACUGUCAUGAUAGAGCCUUCUCUCAUUGCAAAAAAAUACAUAUAACAGCGCAACCCAGAUCACUGCAUUCGAACAGCCGAUAACCACCCUUCGCGAGUAGCCUCGCACUGUCCCGCAUGACCUUCGCAGACCCGAAGGUGCCGAACGGCUGCGUGAUGCUAUCUAGCUCCUUGUCGUCCCUCUCGUCAGGCGACCAUGGUUUAGCCUCAGAAGGCCCAGCACUGACGCCAGCACCAGCUGCAGGAACACCCGCAAGCUCAUGGGACGCGCCUUCUUGCACCCGCGGACGCUCGGCCGCGACGAGCUGGGCAAUAUUGCCUCCAACACCGUCCAUGAGCCGCUUCGUCGCAUCACCACUGAGGUUGGAGCCCUCCGCAAGUUUCUGCACGAUCUUCUCCAGGUCCUCCGUGGAGGCGCCCAGUAACGGCAAGAUGACGGCCGCCUGCAGCGCGGGCUCGGGCGCGCGUCCAAGCGAGGCAUGGUCCUGCCCGAGCUCACCUUCAAGCUCCACCUGCUGCCGCUGCAGCUGCUCCAGAUUCUUCUCAGCCUCCUCGACCGCAGCCUGCGCCCGCGCCAGCUCCUCAGUGGCCUUCUUCUGCGCGGCCUCGGCCUCUGCGACAUUGGCCGCGCCAGCCUUGACCCUAUUGGCCAGGGCGUGGGGUGCGCAGCGGCUUGGAGUCGUGAAGCUUCUUUAUGGCGGACGCCAGCUUCUCCCCGAGCACGCGCGGCUGCUCCUCAGCCCAGAUUCCCUGCCCCUGCUUGGCGAUGGCGACGUUCGCCUCCAAGGCCUUGACCUCGGCCGCCAGCUGAGCCUCACCUUCGCUGCCACCCCCCCGCCUCGAGGUCGACGACCAUGGCUGAGGACCCAGGGACACGAGAGCCUGAUUGUGGCUGCGCCUGCUUGCGGAGCUGCUCCAGCUCGGCCAGGGCAGCCUGCAGCGCCUUCUCGGUCUUGCUUUUGCUACCAGCUCCCCCGUAUGCCCAUGGCCAGGCGGCACUGAUGCAGAUGUUGAGCCCAUGGCUGCCGAACACGCGUGCUGGGCUCGGAGCCGUCCGACGCAGGGCCCCAGUAGACAACGGACUUGUCGAGCCUGCAGCCAUGACACUUGAGGUUGGAGCCCCAAGUGACCAGCUUAAGCCGAGUCCGCGGAUUAAGACAAGAACGACAAUGCCAAUCUUGGCGCUCGUUGACACGAGCAGCGCGAUUGGCCAUCGGAUAGCAAAUGUGAGUGCGAUGGCAAAGCAGUGAGGGAUGGAACCUCCAUACCGUGCGUAAGCAGUCGGGGCCGCGGUAUCUCCACGCCAAACCGAAGUCCCUGGGAGCCUUCACGCUACGGACUUGAGCCAAAAUGGCU